Messenger RNA from Aspergillus chevalieri, 363 nucleotides. RefSeq lists its product as uncharacterized. The record is from RefSeq and is a predicted model, not a curated record. The coding region runs from base 1 to 363 and encodes 120 amino acids. The transcript has a single exon. Lineage: Eukaryota; Fungi; Ascomycota; Eurotiomycetes; Eurotiales; Aspergillaceae.
AUGAAUCUUAUUGACAGUAUGGAGACAGAAACCUUCAAAGCGUUCACGCCCCAUGACUCCCCUGAGGACUUGAAAUCUCCAUUGUUCGGUGUGUUAAUGUCGCUCCGGGGCAAGAAGAGCGGCUCGUUGACGGGCGCUACCAAAGUUGUCACAACCAUUUCCCCAAAGAGGCACAUCGUCAUGGCUGCUGGCCUCGAUGACACCUUGUACCCAGCGUUGGAAGAACAACCGAACAAGCCAACGGCGAGCAACAGCAUCGUCCAGAGGCUCAAGGCACUCCUGGCGUGUACUGCAUACAUCAAUGUCAGACAGAGGACCGAAUAUCUGAAGAGCUAUUAUCCGGCCGAUGAUGACGAUCUCUGA